Messenger RNA from Propithecus coquereli (Coquerel's sifaka), 1474 nucleotides. It is a transcript of the gene GPSM3, whose product is annotated as G-protein signaling modulator 3. The transcript has 4 exons. Gene Ontology annotation, molecular function: GTPase regulator activity; protein binding. The coding region runs from base 391 to 873 and encodes 160 amino acids. Lineage: Eukaryota; Metazoa; Chordata; Mammalia; Primates; Indriidae. Gene Ontology annotation, biological process: regulation of inflammatory response. The record is from RefSeq and is a predicted model, not a curated record.
GUGUUGACAGAAAGAGCUGAAGGGGAGGCAGGGGUGGAGGGAGCAGAGCCAAGGAUUGAGGGGCUACUGCAGCUCGGGAGAUGCAAAGGCCAGGAGUCCUUCCCCACCAUGAGCCCUCUCCACUCCUGCAGCUGGAGUUUCCCCAGCCUCUGUGGGAGCAAGAAAGCUCAAAAGAGCUGUUUGAGUGGGAAAAGAGAAUGGAGGAAGUUGACAGGGAUGGGCGGGGCCCAUGGGGGGGCUGACCAGGAACCCAGCUUCCUGCUCAGUACCCAGACAUCCAGCCCCCAGCUCACCCCCACCCCUUCCAGCCCCUAGUCGGCUCAGGAACCUGUUCUGGCCCUCCUUCCAAGUCCCAGCACCCCUCCCCCAUCAGUUUCUCCCCUCCAGGGGAUGGAGGCCGGGAGACCCCAGGAAGAAGAGGAUGGCGAACAGGGCUCCCCUCAGGAUGAGCAAGGCUGGCCCCCUCCGAACUCCACUGCUCGGCCUUGGCGAUCUGCUCCUCCAUCCCCUCCUCCUCCGGGCACCCGCCACACAGCCCUGGGGCCCCGCUCGGCCUCCCUGCUGUCCCUGCAGACUGAGCUCCUUCUGGACCUGGUGGCUGAGGCCCAAUCCCGCCGCCUAGAGGAGCAGAGGGCCACUUUCCAUGCCCCACAGAGCCCCCCAAGCCUAGCCCCUGCCCUGCCCCGGCCUCUUGAGGACAAAGAACAGCUCUACAGCACCAUCCUCAGUCACCAGUGCCAGCGGAUGGAAGCCCAGCGGUCAGAACCUCCCCUCCCCCCAGGAGGGCAGGAGCUCCUGGAGUUGCUGCUGAGAGUUCAGGGUGGGGGUCGAAUGGAGGAGCAAAGGUCCCAGCCCCCCCCACACAUCUGCUGAGACUUGAGCCCCCCACCAGCCCUCCUCACUCCUGGGGUUCAAAGCUGGGCAGCCCAUUGCAUGCCCUCAACCCUUGCUCGGCAGGGUACCAGAGACUGGAAAAUCCAGCAGAAAUCUCAAUAUUCAUCACCCUCAUCACCUUCCCUGAGAACUGGAGGGGGUGAAAGUCCUCAAACCCUGGGAAUAGGCAAGGUAGGAUGGUCAUUUAACUCCCUCCCCUAGUACAUGGGCACUUGAGGCAGUAAGAGGAUCCCUGGCACCCGUCUCAGGGAGUAGAUAGGAGUCCCUGUCCUGAGCUGUGGGGACACCACCAGUAGUCAAGUUACCAGGCAGGUCUGAGGGUUCAGGCCUCCACCUCCCAAGAAAAGGCAAAUCUCCCAAGGUUACGACCUGAGAGCCAGCUCUACCCUCCUUCCCAGUAAGAAGAAAGGGGGAGGGGGGUACAGCCAAGACAGAUUAAAACUAGUCUCCCUCUCUCACUCCCACCAUCACCACCCGCACACCCCAGCCACGACACUGAGGGGCCUACAGGCUGUGAAUGGACCUUUAGCCCUGCCCACCUCCCUCCCCACUGCUGCUCUGAGUCUGUCUGAUAUUUUGG